AUGGCGACCACUUCCAACAUGUUCCUUUACUCGCUGACGAUCCAGCCGCCAACCAAUGUCGUCCAAGCGGUCCUGGGUCAGUUCGCGGGGACCAAGGAGCAGCUCAUCAUCACCGGUGCUGGGUCACGGCUGGCUCUGUUGCGGCCUGAUCCGUCACAGGGCAAGGUUAUCACUCUUUUGUCUCAUGACAUUUUUGGCAUCAUCAGGUCUCUGGCGGCCUUUCGCCUCGCAGGCAGCAAUAAGGAUUACUUGAUCUUAGCCACUGAUUCUGGUCGAAUCACCAUCAUUGAGUAUCUUCCGAGGGAGAACCGAUUUAGCAGGUUGCAUCUGGAGACUUUUGGAAAAUCUGGUGUGCGGAGAGUCAUUCCUGGAGAAUACCUCGCGUGUGAUCCCAAGGGACGUGCGUGUCUUGUUGCUUCAAUAGAGAAGAACAAGCUCGUAUACGUGCUCAAUCGAAACUCUCAAGCGGAACUCACAAUCUCGUCGCCUCUCGAAGCCCACAAGCCUGGUGUGUUGGUCAUUUCUAUGGUGGCACUAGACGUUGGAUAUGCCAAUCCCGUGUUCGCCGCCCUAGAAAUAGACUAUACCGAGGUGGAUCAAGAUUCUACUGGGGAAGCUUUGCGAGAGCUGGAAACACAGCUUGUGUACUAUGAGCUUGAUCUCGGACUCAAUCACGUCGUCAGAAAGUGGUCCGAGCCUGUAGACUCAACAGCGUCACUGCUAUUCCAGGUACCGGGUGGUAACGAUGGCCCAAGCGGCGUCCUGGUCUGUGGCGAGGAAAAUAUUACAUAUCGCCAUUCCAACCAAGAGGCCUUUCGAGUUCCGAUCCCUCGACGGCGGGGAGCAACAGAGGACCCUUCAAGAAAGCGCACCAUUGUUUCCGGUGUUAUGCACAAACUAAAGGGCAGCGCCGGCGCCUUCUUCUUCUUGCUUCAAACAGAAGACGGCGACAUGUUCAAGGUCACCAUCGAUAUGGUGGAAGAUGAGGAAGGCAAUACCACAGGAGAGGUCAGACGACUCAAGAUCAAGUAUUUUGACACAGUCCCGGCUGCGUCAAACCUCUGCAUUCUGAAGAGUGGUUUCCUCUACGUUGCCAGCCAGUUCGGAAACUUCUCCUUCUACCAGUUUGAAAAACUGGGAGAUGACGACGAAGAGCUAGAAUUCACCAGCGACGACUUUCCCGUCGAUGCACAGGCCUCCUACACACCUGUUUAUUUCUAUCCCAGGCCACUGGAAAAUCUAGUUCUCGUAGAGAGCAUUCCCUCCAUGAAUCCCCUCCUCGACUGCAAAAUUGCCAACCUGACCGGCGAGGAUGCUCCUCAAAUUUACACCGUUUGUGGCAAUGGUGCUCGAAGCACAUUCCGGACGCUCAAGCAUGGGCUUGAAAUUAAUGAAAUCGUAUCUUCCGAGCUACCAGGUAUCCCAUCAGCAGUUUGGACGCUGAAGCUGAACCGGAGUGAGCAAUAUGACGCUUACAUCGUUCUCUCUUUUACCAACGGAACUCUUGUUCUUAGUAUAGGAGAGACGGUGGAAGAAGUAAGCGACUCCGGGUUUCUUACUAGUGUUCCCACCCUAGCUGCCCAGCUGCUCGGCGACGAUGGUCUAAUUCAAGUUCAUCCCAAGGGUAUCAGGCACAUCCGCAAUGGACAGGUCAACCAAUGGGACGCCCCCCAGCAUCGAUCUAUUGUGGCCGCCUCUACCAACGCUCACCAGGUGGCGAUUGCUCUGAGUUCGGGCGAGAUUGUCUAUUUCGAGAUGGACGAUGAUGGUUCCUUGGCAGAGUAUGAUGAUAAGAAAGAAAUGUUUGGGACAGUCACUUGCUUGAGUCUGGGCGAAGUCCCCGAGGGCAGACUGCGAAGCUCGUUUCUUGCAGUCGGAUGCGAUGACUGUACAGUCCGCAUAUUGAGUCUCGACCCGGAAUCUACGCUUGAAAACAAGUCAGUCCAAGCGCUGACAGCUGCACCUACCUCUCUCGCUAUCAUAUCCAUGGAGGACUCAUCUUCCGGCGGUUCAACUCUCUACCUGCAUAUCGGCCUUUACUCAGGCGUGUACCUACGCACAGUUUUGGACGAAGUUACUGGCGAAUUAACAGACACCAGACAAAAGUUCUUGGGACCGAAGCAGGUGAGACUAUUCCAAGUAACAGUCCAAGGAAGGACGUGUGUACUUGGUCUUAGCUCUCGGCCUUGGCUCGGAUACGCCGAUCCCAUCACCAAGAGCUUUGUGGUCACACCGCUCAGCUACGUUGACUUGGAAUGGGGCUGGAAUUUUACUAGUGAGCAAUGCGAAGAAGGUAUCGUGGGCAUUCAAGGACAGACCUUGCGCAUUUUCUCGGUUGAUCGGCUUGGAGACACGCUGAUCCAGAAUUCUAUUCCCCUGACCUAUACGCCCAAGAAGAUGGUGAAGCAUCCGGAGCAUCCUCUCUUCUACGUAAUCGAAGCGGAUAAUCAUACUCUAUCCCCUGACCUUUGUGCGAAAUUGCUCGCCGACCCAGCACGUGUCAAUGGUGACGCCAAAGUUCUUUCCCCAGAAGAAUUUGGCCAUCCCAGAGGCAACAGACGCUGGGCUUCAUGCAUCAGCGUCGUUGAUCCCCUGGCUGAAGAUGGUCAGGCUCUACAAAAGAUAGAUUUAGAUGAAAACGAGGCCGCGGUCAGCCUCGCCAUCGUUACGUUUGCCAGCCAAGAUAACGAAACCUUCCUUGUUGUUGGAACCGGUAAAGAUAUGGUCGUGAACCCUCGCAGUUUUUCUGACGCGUAUGUCCAUAUCUACCGGUUCGAACAAGAGGGUAGAGGCUUGGUUUUCAUUCAUAAAACGAAGGUUGAAGAGCCUCCGAUGGCCAUCAUUCCUUUCCAAGGGCGCGUGCUGGUGGGCAUUGGCAAAAUACUUCGCAUAUACGAUCUCGGCAUGCGACAACUGCUGCGGAAGACGCAAGCUGAAGUAGCACCACAGCUUAUUAAUUCUUUGAGCACACAAGGCAACAGAAUCAUUGUGGGAGACGUGCAGCAAGGUAUAACAUAUGUCGUCUAUAAACAAACGACAAACAAGCUCAUUCCUUUCGUGGAUGACACCGUUGCUCGAUGGACGACUUGCUCAACAAUGGUAGAUUAUGAGACAGUAGCUGGAGGAGACAAAUUUGGCAACAUUUUCGUCGUUCGCUCUCCUCAGAAGGCCAGUGAAGAGGCCGAUGAGGAGCAAGCAGGGCUUCACCUGCUAAAUGCGAGAGACUACCUUCACGGACGGUCUCAUCGCCUGGAUCUAAUGUGUCACCUCUACACACAGGACAUUCCGACGAGUAUUACCAAAACGAGUCUUGUUGUCGGAGGACAGGAUGUUCUGUUGUGGAGUGGCCUUAUGGGCACAAUUGGUGUCCUAAUUCCUUUUGUCACCCGAGAAGAUACAGAUUUUUUCCAAAGCUUAGAACUGCAUCUGAGGGCCGAAGAUCCUCCACUCGCAGGCCGAGACCAUUUAAUGUAUCGCAGUUACUACGCACCCGUGAAGGGCGUCAUCGAUGGCGAUCUCUGUGAGAGAUACACACUGCUUCCAAAUGAUAAGAAGCAGAUGAUUGCAGCCGAGCUGGACCGCUCUGUCCGAGAAAUUGAGCGGAAAAUUUCGGAUAUCCGAACUCGGUCUGCAUUUUAGAGCGUUUGGAAUUUUUUUAAUAUUAUUGUGGUAUAAGUGAUGAUAUAUAUAAGUGUAGCUAAGCAAGGUUAAAGGAUGACGGCGUUAUAUACGGGCUUAUAUAUGCCGUUUGGGUUCGGCAAAGCAUCCAAGGAAAUGAUGCUCGUGCAGAUUUUGCACGUUUACAUGAAAUAUGAACUUCUAAUAACCCAUUUCUCUGACAAUAAAACCAUG
This is a messenger RNA of Trichoderma atroviride IMI 206040, 3852 nucleotides long. RefSeq lists its product as uncharacterized. NCBI's taxonomy places the organism in Eukaryota, Fungi, Ascomycota, Sordariomycetes, Hypocreales, Hypocreaceae. Gene Ontology annotation, cellular component: U2 snRNP; nucleus. Gene Ontology annotation, biological process: mRNA splicing, via spliceosome. Gene Ontology annotation, molecular function: U2 snRNA binding; protein binding. The record is from RefSeq and is a predicted model, not a curated record.